AUGCCGCCCACUUUACUUCUCAUUCGCCAUGCUGAGGCGUGGCAUAAUAGGACUGAUAAGUCUUGGAACUACGACCUUCCCGAUCCAAGACUUACGGAUGGCGGCGUUCAGCAAUGCGAGGAUCUGCAACGGCAUCUCAAAAGCAGUUGUCCUCUUGCUUCGAGAGUCGAGCGAAUAGUCACCAGUCCGAUGCGAAGAACGCUGCAGACUACCCAGAUAAGUCUGCAAUGGCUGAUCAAGAGCGGCGUUCCCGUCGACGUCGAUGCGAUGUGGCAAGAAAACUCCAACGCAGCCUGCGACACUGGCAGCGACCUCAAAGUUCUUGCGAAAGAAUUUCCGGAUGUAGAUUUCGAAAAAGUGGACCCAACAUACCCCGACAAAUCCGACAAAACACCGUAUGCCUUCACGCGGACAGCGAAUCAAGCUCGAGGGGACGCAUGUUUGAAAGCGCUAUACGAUCGACCGGAAAAGGUCAUUGCCAUCGUCAGCCAUGCAGGAUUCCUUCGCACAGGUAUCACUCGGCGGAGAUUCGAGAAUGCGGACUACCGGGUUUUCACCUUUGCGAGAGAUUCCCAUGGCAGCUUGGAACUGUUCGAGGAUGCCACGACGGAGAAGAGAGGGGGUGGGAUGGGUAGGAGUGCGAAAGGCAUCUACUUGUUGAACGAUUGGGACUUCCCGCCAGAGAUCAUAGAAGAGGUAGAAGAGGAUGAAGAUGAAGCAUGA
Molecule: messenger RNA, 723 nt
Organism: Zasmidium cellare ATCC 36951
Lineage: Eukaryota; Fungi; Ascomycota; Dothideomycetes; Mycosphaerellales; Mycosphaerellaceae
Exons: 3
Coding region: 1-723 (240 amino acids)
Cellular component (GO): cytoplasm
Molecular function (GO): phosphatase activity
Source: RefSeq, a predicted model, not a curated record